AUAGAAAUCUCUUCCGUCAUGCACGUCCUGCUGAAUAUUCAAUUCCGCGUGAGAGAUCAAAGUGUGUUUUAAGACUGAACCACGGAAUUUAGCUCCGUCCGUGGAUUGAACUGAAAAGUGGACGAUUAGGCUAUAUACCUUGAUCAUUUUCAUUCUGAAAUACAGUAACUGGCGUGGCCAGAUCCUAUCGAUAGAACAUGAAGUCUUUCAUAUGCCUAUUUGUUUUUAUUACGUUGGCUUUAUCUACAGUUUCCACUGCAGAAAUAAACAACACGCCAAUCAUCGGUGUUUUGGCUCAAACAUUACGUACACCGCUGCCCCAGGGAAGCUCUUACAUUGCUGCGUCGUAUGUGAAGUACUUGGAGUCUGCUGGAGCUAGAGUUGUACCCGUGAAAGUAAAACAGUCUCGCGAUGAAUAUAAAAGGCUGUUUAACUCCAUCAAUGGAGUGCUAUUUCCUGGCGGAGGUGUCAACCUAACCUCAUCGGGGUAUGCUAAAGUUGCUAAAACUUUUUAUGAGCUCGCUAUAAAGGCUAAUAAUAAAGGUGACUACUUCCCUAUAUGGGGAACCUGCCUUGGCUUUGAGGAGCUGACAUACCUUACCAGUGGAAAGUUGCUUCUGACUGCUACAAACACUUCUGGAGUUGCACUUCCCUUGAUUUUUACAAACGAUUCAGCAAAGAGCCGAAUGUUCAGAGACUUCCCAGCAGACGUCAUGAGAGCUCUGGCCUCAGAGCCAAUAACGGCAAACUUUCAUCAGUGGAGUCUCAGCACUGAGAGUUACAAUAAAAAUCAGGAGCUGAGAAAUUUUUACAACAUCUUAACCACAAAUACUGAUGGGAAAGUGGAUUUUGUGUCAACCAUGGAAGCAUACGACUUCCCUUUCUAUGGGACUCAGUGGCACCCGGAGAAGAAUGCCUUUGAGUGGACCGGGCCUGUCAUCCCACAUUCCGCGUCUGCAAUGAAGGCUACCUUUCACAUGGCUGACUUCUUUGUCAAUGAAGCAAGAAAAAGCUCUCAUCGAUUUUCAAGUAAAGAAGAAGAACUGGAAGCUCUGAUCUACAACUACUGUCCUGUUUAUACAGGGAAAAAGUCUGCCUUUGAGCAGAUAUACAUUUUUUAAUAGAUGAUUUAAAAGAAAAA
Messenger RNA from Anguilla rostrata (American eel), 1141 nucleotides. RefSeq names its product gamma-glutamyl hydrolase (conjugase, folylpolygammaglutamyl hydrolase) (gene ggh). Bases 198 to 1121 code for a protein of 307 amino acids. The transcript is spliced from 9 exons. Lineage: Eukaryota; Metazoa; Chordata; Actinopteri; Anguilliformes; Anguillidae. Gene Ontology annotation, cellular component: vacuole. Gene Ontology annotation, biological process: tetrahydrofolylpolyglutamate metabolic process. Gene Ontology annotation, molecular function: gamma-glutamyl-peptidase activity. The record is from RefSeq and is a predicted model, not a curated record.